Thrips palmi is the source of this 1998-nucleotide messenger RNA. RefSeq lists its product as uncharacterized. The transcript has 3 exons. The coding region runs from base 17 to 601 and encodes 194 amino acids. Gene Ontology annotation, cellular component: neuron projection membrane. Gene Ontology annotation, biological process: synapse organization. NCBI's taxonomy places the organism in Eukaryota, Metazoa, Arthropoda, Insecta, Thysanoptera, Thripidae. The record is from RefSeq and is a predicted model, not a curated record.
UUUUAUAUCAUUGUUGAUGUUGUUCUAUUAUUUACUUUUAUUUUUCGUUCCGUUCCAGGCCUGGAAUCUGCAGAUUCGGCAGGCCACGGAGGCCGACGCCGGGCUCUACGAGUGCCAGAUAACAUCGCACCCGCCCGUCAGCGUGUUCCUCACCCUCAAGGUCAUUGAGGCGCGCGCCGAGGUGGUGGGCGCGCCGGACCUGCACAUCAAGGCGGGCUCGUCGCUGCGACUGGUGUGCCGGCUGCAGGGCUCCACCGAGACGCCCGCCUUCCUGUUCUGGUACCGCGGCACCAGCAUGGUCAACUACGACGCGCACGACGGCUUCUCGGUGGUGACGGGCGAGGGCGUGGAGGAGGUGGCGGGCGUGGGCGCGGGCCAGGGCGCCUACUCGGUGCUGCGGCUCGACCGCGCCGCGCAGCGCCACGCCGGCAACUACACGUGCGUGCCCGCCAACGCCAGGCCCGCCAGCAUCCAGGUGCACGUCAUCAACGACGAAGCCCCCGCAGCCAUGCAGCGGGGCAGCGGGGGCCGCAUCGUGCCCCAGGGGCCGCUCGUCCCGCUGUGGGCCGCGCUCCUGGCCGCGCCGCUGCUGCUGCUGUAGGCUGCUCCAUGCUGCGCCAUGCCGCCGUGGCCCCGUCUGGGGACUGCGGCCCGGCCCUACAGUGCCGUGCCCUGCCUUACAGUGCCCUGCCCAGGUGCACCCAGGUGGCUUCGACGCCCUGGGACGCAGGAGCGGCAGGGCGACGCGGAGACGCAGCAGUGCGGUGGACUCAAAGACUCCUGGAGGGUCGGUCCUCUGGGACAGCGGCGCGGCGUAUGCAUCGGUGGUGGAGAGGAGCCCUCCCCUUCCUUUUCCCCCUUGCGACCGCAAGCUGGCUGCGCUGCUGCCUUGGGUUGGCUUGGCUGGGUUGGCCGGGUCGACGGCCGGGGGCUUCUCGACGUCCUCGACUCCCGGACGUCGUCCUGGGUUUCACCGGAAGCACAGUCCGGGGCACGACAAUGCAGCCCGCCCCCUGGCGCCCCCAGCGGCCCCAGACUGGCUCCCGUCUAAAAUGGAGAAUAGAGAAAUAAAAAAAAGUGUCUUUCGUGAUAUUUGAAGCUCGUGCAUUUCAUUGGGCCGCCUGGCUUCCCUUCGAUACGAGAUUCGGGCGCUUCCAGCGGGGCAACAAUGGGCGAAGCGCCUGGAAACUGGAGUACCGUGUCGCCGUGUUCAUCGCAGUUCAUCGCGCCAGGGAGCGGCGCCGAGACCGUGCCUGGCGAAGCAGUGGCGUUGCAACGGGGUUAGCCCCUCACCCCCAACCAUCGCCCGGUGUGAGGCCAUUCGCAUUUCUUUCCGCCAGUAAGUAGGCAAAAAAGUUGACGCCCCCUCGACUACGCCACUGGCUGCUGGCACUCGCGCAUCCCCGGCAUCUCACCAGUCUGCCUCCUCUCCAUCCCUUCCCGCAGCGCACGUUUCCAGUGGUCUCUCUGAUCCAGAAGUGCAUGUCGUCUGGUAUUCAAAGUCCCCCCCUUUUUUUUCUCCCAACGUAGCUCGGACAGUAAAGUCGCUAUGCACGAACGCUUCCGAGCAGGCCUCGAAGCAGCGCGUCCGCGUCGUCGUUUUGCAAGGGACUACACUGUGAGGAAACUCCAUUGCAAAGAGGAAGCCAACAGGCCUUUAAUUGCCUUUGAUUAAUUCCACCAAAAGUGUAAAAAAAAAAACAAAAAAAAACACCCAUUUUGGAGAAAAUUUUAGGUCUAAAAACAUAAAUAUGUGAGAUAAGUUUAAAGAAAAUAAAAGGUGCAAUGAAUGUGAGAAAAAAAUUAUAUUAUUGUGUUAUUGAUGUGUGUGAUUCCUCUUAAAGAUUGAUACAAAAGGAAAGUUGUCUGUAAAUUUGUGUAAAUGUGUUAGGACUGAACAGUAUUAUUUAUCAUUUCUGUGAUUGUGUACAUAUUAAUGAGUAGGAUCUGACAGGUGUGUUCUGUGUGUGAGAAUGAAGAAAUAAAUAUUCUAGUUCA